CAAGAAGAAGAGAAAUAGGAAAAAAAAACUUGCCAUUCCAGCGAUGAAGAUGAGAGAUAGUAUAUUUUUUUGUAAAGUUUUAUUUGCUCGCCUGCUUUCUUUGGUUGUUUGUUUGAUGGCUAUAACUCUAACCAACACAAAAUAGAAAAUUCUGAUCUCUAAAAAUUGUAUUUCAAAAAUCAAUCUGUGUGAAUAGCUAAAAUGUUUGGUGUUGAUUUUUCUCAUCAUUUCAUAAAUGAAAUUCACUGCAUUUUUUUAUGUAUUUAAAAUCUUUUUCAAUAAUAAUCGAUCCAAUGCUGGUCAUCAUCAUUCAUAACAAAAUCUAAUCCAUUCGCGCCAUUUAAAAAAAAAUGCUACUGUCCAUAUACAUCUUUCUUAAAUAAGUAAUUUUAUUUCAUCCUUCAAUGUACGUGCGUUUAUGUUUACAAAGUAAAUAUCUCUCCCUCCCCCAACCAAAAAACAAACUAAAUUUAUAUUUACAUAAGUUUGGGCAACCGUUUUUUUGUUGUUGUUGUUGUUGUUAAAAUUGUCAUAGCCCAGGUGUGUUUGAGUUUGAUCAUCAUCAUUCGACCACCACUUGAUGACAAUCAUGUGAAGAAUACCUGCAGUGAUAUUACAUUGUGUGUGUGUCUCUCAUACACACCUGUGUGUGUGUGUUUGGUGUAUUCGAUUCGAUCCUCGUAAAAAAAACUUCAAUCCAAUAUUUAUGUGAUCAUUUUUCGUCUUAAAUUUGUUAUUAUAUGUGCAUAUGUCUGUUUGCACACCUGCACAUGGGAAUAAUAUUCCUAGAGUUCAAUUUUAUGAAUAUCACAUAUGAUAAGUCAUAAUAAUAAUCCUUUUGUUGGAUAUAUAAAAUCAUUAUGGAUCAUCAUGAACACGAAUCAUUCAUGAUUUGAAUUUCAUUCUAUACGAAUGAUGAUUACUUUAUCAACGUUUGCCAUGAUUAAAAUGAUGUUUAUCACAUAUGAUGAUCACCAUCAUCAAUGCCAUUCGAUUUCAUCGAUCUCAACGAAUCAUAAGAUUCGCAUCCAUUUCAAAAUGUUUUCAAAAUUAUUUAAAAGUUUUCAUUAUUUCAUUUUCAUAUCAAUGUUAUGUCUAUGCGUUAACAGUCAACCAUUAUUAUCAUCAUCAUCAUCGAAUGAACAAUCAUUAAUAUCAAUGACAUCGAAUCCAUGUACAGAAAAAAUUGGACAUUGUUCAUUCUCAUCAUUAGAUAGAAUGUCAUGUCCGGAAAUUAAAGAAUUGAAACAAUGUUUGGAUAAUCUCAAACAAAUUUGUCAUGGUUCAAUUCAUUAUCAUUCAUUUAGUUCGUUAGUGGAUCGUAAAUCAACGGAACAUUGUAGAGUAAAAAAUAAUAAUCAUCGAAAUCGACAUAGACAAAGAAAUAAACUUCAACAUCAUCAAUUAUCAUCAUCAUCAACGCAACGACCACCAAUUCGUUCGAUGUUUCCCGAAUCAUCGUGGCAUCAACAAUUAUCAACAUCCAAUGAAGCUAUGGUUAAAUCCGGUCCUGUACAUCAUCGAAAAAAUCCCAUUUCAUUAGAUUCAUUAGUCAAUAUUCCAUCAUCACCUGUUAUUGCCACUCAAGUGAAAUUUAAUAAUAAUAAAUCAAACAAACCAGAAUAUUUUCAAUAUUGUCUACAAGCUGCCUAUAACUAUACAAUUGGCAUGAAUAUUUUGCCAAAUAAAAAGAACCUUGCCGAACAUCGUCCAUUUCUGCGACAUCAAAGAUAUAAACGACAAAAUGAUCGUGUCGCCGAUAUUAUGUAUCAUCAUCUACAACCACAACGUGAAAGACAACAGCGACCACAAAUGAAUGAUUUGAAUAGUAGAUUAAAUGAAACGACAGCACAAUUAGCAUCAGAACUGAUAUUUAAACCUGUUCAUCCAAUGACACCAUCAUUAACUUGUAUUAUAUUUGGUGAUCCACAUUUACGGACAUUUGAUUCACAAUAUCAGACAUGUAAUUGUUUAGGAGCCAGAUCCAUGUUGGAACAUCCUUUGUUUGAUGUACAAAUUACCAAUACAAGAAUUCUAGAUCAAUUCAAUUCAACCGGUGUAACCAAAGUGACCGUAUUGGUUCGUCGUUUUAAUCCGUGUAUGAUUUCCAAUGAAUUAAUCUAUGAAACUGAUUCAUUAGCACAAGCAUCACCAGCGGGAACAUUUACUGAUGGUUCUGUAUAUAAUUUCAAUAAUAUGGUCUAUAUAAAUACAUCGAUGAAAGAUAUGGUCGUAACCAUUCAUCUUGAACAUAUUGGUGCCCGUGUAUAUAUCUCACAAUUUAUUCAUACAAAAUUCCUGAAUGUUGUGAUAAAAUUUCUAACAUCAAAAUCAAAUUUGGUACGUCAAGAUCUAGUUUUGAAUGCAAUCAAUCCGAUUUCUUUAUGUAAAUCUGGUUGUCACCAUCGUGAAUUAAUCAACAUUGAAAAUGAAUUAAAACGUGCCAAUAUUGGCUUAGAAUCCACAGCACAACAGAAUUCACAUUAUUCACAAUCGAUGCCAAAUUUUGAUAAUAAUCUUGAUGCACAAGAAGAUAAUGACAAUAAUGAUUAUUAUGAUUCGAGCAAUGAUGAUUUCGAUGAUGAUGAUGAUGAUGAUGACUAUGAUCAUGAAGAAGACAUUUCAGAUGAUGAUGAUGAUUAUGAUGGUGAUACACAUCGUAAACGUCGUCGGAUACAAAAAAGAGAUGCUAAUUUUCAUGAAAAUAAUGAUGGUAAUAGCCAUGCCAUAAAUAAUGGACAACAACGACCAUUAAACAAGAAACCUAAACGCAAAAAAGAUGGCCGAAAAAAGAAUCGGAUCACGACAACGUCAACAACAGAAUCACCAAAGAAAAAGCUCAAAUCUCAACGGAAUCGACUUCGAUCUGCAUUGGAAAAAUAUCCUAUUCAAAAUAAUGAUCUAUUUUCCAUAUCAAAAUUACGAUUAGAUGAUAGUGGUAACAUGAAUGUUGGUGUUAUUACCAGUGAAAGUACAGAUGAGAAUAUGGUUCUUCAGGAUUGUUAUGAAAAGAAUCUAAUCGGUUAUUAUCGUUUAGCAUGCCUAUACGAUACUAUGAUAAAAGGUGCAGCCAGUACUCUACCAUUUGUAUUUGCCUCAUCAUUCGAUGAACCAAAAUUCACCACAUUGAACAAUCAUUUAGCAUACACAAAUCAUUCAUCGAAUAUGAUACAUGAUCAAUCAGGUUCAUCGACUAUCUGGUCGAAUCAUUGUUCAUUUCUAACCAUCAUCUGUCUAAUCAUCGUUUCACAAUAUUGUUCAUUAUUUUUGUUUGAUUAUCUGUAAAUUUUGAAUCUCAUUUCAUGUGUAUUGUAUAAAACAUUUCAAAUCAUUUAACAAAUUGUGAUAUCUGACAUGAUGUGUAAAUCAUUAUUGUUUUUUUCAUUGUAAUUAUAAUUCUGUACAUCUAUUGACACAAGUUGUUUUUCUUAUGAAAAUAAAAAUUUCAAAUUUUAAAUCGAUUAAAA
Messenger RNA from Dermatophagoides farinae (American house dust mite), 3467 nucleotides. NCBI's taxonomy places the organism in Eukaryota, Metazoa, Arthropoda, Arachnida, Sarcoptiformes, Pyroglyphidae. The record is from RefSeq and is a predicted model, not a curated record.